This is a messenger RNA of Ostrea edulis (European flat oyster), 2559 nucleotides long. RefSeq lists its product as uncharacterized. The coding region runs from base 1 to 2559 and encodes 852 amino acids. Gene Ontology annotation, molecular function: nucleic acid binding. The record is from RefSeq and is a predicted model, not a curated record. Lineage: Eukaryota; Metazoa; Mollusca; Bivalvia; Ostreida; Ostreidae. Gene Ontology annotation, biological process: DNA integration. The transcript has a single exon.
AUGUCGUACAGCAAGCAUAGUAUUCUGGUCUUAGGAGCAUGCAUACUGGAUGUGUUACAUCAUGACAAAGCUGCAAAGGUCUACUUUGUGAUAGUUCAGGACGCGUCGACAGCAAUCUUAGGCGUAAAAGCUUGUGACAAGUUAGGACUAGUCAAACGCACAUACACCAUAGAAAACUGCACAAAGGUUACAGACACUACUGCACAGAUGGUGGAUCAAAAUAAAGACUUGUUCGAAGGACUAGGAUGUUUACCGGGUGAACAUAAAUUAUCCGUAAAUUCAGUCAUUUCACCAGUAGUGAGUCCAUGUCGCAAAAUACCCUUUGCGUUGCACGAAAAACUACAAGACGAACUUAAACGCAUGGAGGAGAUGGGUGUCGUAUGUAAAGAAACCGAACAUACAGACUGGGUGAGCCCCAUUGUAAUCGUUCCAAAAAAAGACGGAAAGAUCCGUGUGUGUCUGGACCCUAUUCAGCUGAACAAAGCAAUUCAGAGAGAACAUUACAAACUGCCAACGCGAGAUAAGAUUCAUGCGAAGUUCAAGAAUGCGCAUUAUUUCAGUAAACUUGAUGCUCGCACUGGAUUCUGGCAAAUGAAACUAGAUCAGAAUUCCUCAAAACUUACCUGUUUCAGUACACCAUUCGGAAGAUAUCGAUUUUUACGUCUACCAUUCGGUAUCUCAUCAGCUCCAGAGAUAUAUCACAGGACCAUUCACAUGAUAUAUGAGCACAUACCAGGAUGUACGACAAUCAUGGAUGAUAUCAUUGUUUGGGGCACAACGUUACAAGAACACAACGAACGACUACAGCAGGUCUUCGAUGCUUCGCGCAAUGCAAAUCUCAAACUGAAUCACGAAAAAUGUGUAUUUGGAGUGAAGGAACUUACAUUCGUCGGUGACACAAUAUCUGCAGAAGGAAUUAAGCCGGACGAGGCCAAGGUCAAGGCCAUAACGAACUUUGAGACUCCAAAAAGUAAGAAAGACGUACAACGCUUUCUAGGCAUGUUGAAUUACCAAGCCAGAUAUGUUCCAGACUUGUCGUCGAAAACACAAGUUUUACGAAAUCUCACAGAGGAAAAGAACCAAUUUCAGUGGACUAUUGUUGAACAGAAAUCAUUUGAUGAGCUGAAGGCCAUAUUAACAAGUACGUCGGUACUUAAAUUCUUUGACCCGAGCAAAGACAUUAAAAUCUCUUCAGAUGCCUCUAGUUCUGGACUUGGAGCGGUGCUCUUCCAGAGGCAUGACAACGAAUGGAUGCCGGUGGCAUAUGCGUCGCGAGUUAUGUCUGAUGCAGAAACGAGAUAUGCUCAGAUCGAGAAAGAAAUACUGGCCAUAUCAUUUGCAUGUGGACAUUUCCACCAAUACAUAUUUGGACAGACUGUAGAAGUGGAAACUGAUCACAAACCUCUUGUGAGCAUCUUUAAGAAGUCUCUGAAUGACUGUCCAAUACGAUUACAAAGACUUCUGUUGAGGGUACAGAAAUACGAUCUGCAUAUUGGCUACAUGCCAGGAAAAUGUAUGCAUACAGCUGAUGCGCUAUCUAGAGGUUUGGAUAUGUCCACGAAACUGACCAAAUCAGCACAGGAGGAGGAUAUAAAAGUGUAUGUAGACUCUGUCAUUAGGAGCCUACCGAUAUCGGAUCGUAAAUUACAGAUGAUUUGUGAGGAAACGCAACAGGAUCCGAAAUUACAGCUACUAGCAGAAGUAAUCGCAAAAGGGUUUCCAGAAACGCGCACUGAAUGUCCUAAGGAAAUCUUGGAGUACUGGAAUGUACGGACCGAGUUGAGUCUAUGUGAUCGGAUCAUCAUGAAAACAGACCGUAUUGUCAUCCCUAUGUCAUUACGAAAGGAGAUGCUUAGCAAAAUCCACACAGGUCACCUUGGGAUUGAGAAAUGUCGAAAUCGAGCCAAACAAGUGAUGUAUUGGCCGGGAAUGAAUGCACAAAUCGAGGAAAUGGUGAAUUCAUGUUCAACAUGUAUCAAAUUCCGUCCAAAACAACCGCCUGAACCGCUAAGACCACAUGAUGUAUGCAACUAUCCGUGGGAAAAAGUGGGAGCAGAUUUGUGUGUAUUCAAAGGAGAAAAUUAUCUUGUGUUGUGUGAUUAUUAUUCCAAUUAUCCAGAAGUGUGUCGUUUGCACAGUGUCUCAAGUCAGUCAGUCAUUAAGGCAAUGAAAUAUGAGUUUUCAGGCCAAGGCAUACCUAAAAUAGUGUUCAGUGCUAACGGACCACAAUUCAAAUCAGCUGAAUUCAGUGAAUUUGCAAAGUCGUAUGAUUUUCAACAUCAUACAUCAAGUCCAUUGUACCCAAAAUCGAAUGGGUUAGUGGAGAAAACCGUAGGCUUCGUAAAAGGUUUAUUGAAAAAAGCUGCUAAUGAUGGAUCCGAUUUCCACAUGAGUUUACUCAUCUACCGUGCAACUCCAAUACUCGAUGGAAAAUCACCAGCGGAAAUGCUGAACAAUGGCCGCAAACUACGUUCAAACUUACCAAUGGCUGAUAGUUGUCGUGAGAACCGUGAAGCAGAAUCUUAUGAAAGAACAAAAAUGCAACAGAAACUGAAAUAA